AUGUCAAUCGUCUGCCGCGGCCAACCCAUCAACCGCGAGGAACUUUUCACGUAUACCAACGGUCACUUCCUCGUCAAUGAGGACCAUCAGUUUGCUCGGCGCUACCGGCAAUUUAACCUGGACGCCCUCUGCGAUAUAGCCGCUACAGCUGGUGGGAGCACGUCUCGAAUUACAGCCAUCGAAAAGCUCGAAGGAGGGUUCAGCAAGGCUCUUCUAAUGACAAAGGAGGACGGAAGUGAAUUGAUCGCGAAAGUUCCCUGUCGCAUUGCCGGCCCAGCGUUCCUCACGACAGGCUCUGAAGUGGGUACUUUGGAAUACAAGUAUAUUGUCAUGGAGAAGGCGACUGGGGUUCCUUUAUUUGAGCGAUGGGGCAAAAUGACAGAACUCGAGAAACUGGAGCUUAUAAAGAAUUUGACCCAACUUGAAGCUCAGCUGUCGGCUAUCUCGUUUCCUGCAUAUGGUGGUCUGUAUUUGCGCGCAGAUGCGGACCGCUUAAAACAUCAAGAUCUUGACGGCAACGUUGAUAAACAGGGCUUGUUCUGCAUUGGCCCUUCGCCUGACCGCUCCUUUGACGUUGAUACAGUCGCUUAUAUACCCACCGAGGAUGACUCAAUCAACAAUGGGCCUUGGAAUAGCUUAUCGGAUCUCGGGAUAUCAAUUGCCAAACGAGAGCUCUCUCGGAUCGCAAGGCAGGAUCCAGACAACCAGUCAAUGGUUCAUCGGGGAAGCGCCCACGAGCAAGCAAGUCUUCUAGAGGUUACAAUCAUCCUGAUGCGGAUGCUGGACUCGCACUCAGUUCUGGCCCGAUUCGCCCAGCCAACACUUUGGCACACCGACCUCCAUAUGGGAAAUAUUUUUGUUGCACCCAAUAACAACUCCCGGAUUACAGCACUAAUUGAUGUUCAGUCUCUAUCAGUACUCCCAUUAUUUCUUCAGGCCCGAUGGCCGGUGUUUCUGCAGCCCCCUCGGGAUUAUACUAGUGGCCUUGGUCAGCCUGUGCUCCCCGGUGACUUUGAUUCUUUAGAUGAAGAAGACAAGGCUGCUGCUUUACAUGACCGGACGCAGGCCAAAAUGGCAAAAGCACAUGAAGUCUCCACCUUUCUAGAGAAUAGACUCGCCCAUAACGCCAUGACCAUGCCUCAUGUCUUUCGAGAGCUCUUCAUCCGCGUUGGAGAGACAUCUGAUGUCGGAGUUGUGCCACUGCGAGAGUGCCUGAUUGAGAUAUUUCAAAACUGGUCGAGUCUAGGCUUUUCGGGGCAUUGUCCUUAUUCCUUCAGCCAGGAAGCGAUAAGUUCGCAUGAACGGCAAUUUGCUAAAUAUCAAGAAUGGAACGAGGUCCAGGGAUAG
Molecule: messenger RNA, 1347 nt
Organism: Aspergillus thermomutatus
Lineage: Eukaryota; Fungi; Ascomycota; Eurotiomycetes; Eurotiales; Aspergillaceae
Exons: 4
Coding region: 1-1347 (448 amino acids)
Cellular component (GO): mitochondrion
Source: RefSeq, a predicted model, not a curated record